AUGUCGACCCUCCGGGUGCCCGAGUCCGGGCUGUCUCUCUGCAGAGACAACCUGGCCAACGAUUCCCCCGUCAAACCCACCCAGAUCAUGCGAUUGAACCUCGCCCAGUCCACCCUCGACGACCUGAUCCACUUGGAAGUCCAGAAGGCCAAGGAGGACACUGCGGCCACCGACCAGGCCCUGGCCAACCUCGAGCUCAGCUUGAACGCCUUUGAACGGGGCAAGGAAUCCAAGAAAACCCACAUCAUCACCGACAUUGACCAGGUGAGGGCCCUCCGCGCGGGCGAUAGCCGCUCCAGCACCGGCAGGCAGGCCGCCCUCCUGGCGGGAAAGCCCUCCAGCAAGGUGGAAUGGGAAAAGGAUCGACUCCUCAAAAAUGCCGCCAAUCGCUCUCUCUCCUCCAGCCCAGCCCUGGGCGUCACCCGGUCGCCCACCGCGUUGGCACCGCUCACCCCGACCUCCGCUCCCCUCGCCCAGAACAAGGACCGCGUGCGUCUCGAAGCCCUCAAGGUCCCCCUGAUCCACCUCCUCGCCGUCCGCGCCGUCUCGACCAAGUUCCUGGCCAAACAAACUCGGGCCUCCAUCGAAGACUGCGACGCCCUCGCGCGGCAACACUACGGCAUUGAGAACAAAUUCAAUCCCGAGAAGGAGGAAACGGGCGAAAAGGGAAAGUGCUUGUCCCCGCCCCGAUUCUCGGACGGGGCACAGUCAAGAAGGCUCUCACUCCUCGCAUCCAAGUCGAAGAAGAUGGCAAAGAAGGGGGAUACUACCGGUCCGGCGACCGACAAAGCCAGCGGGAAUGGCCGUGUGACCCCGACCCCCAGAUCUGCCCCCAUGACGCAAAAGAAACCCGCCGACAAGAAAGCCCCCGCAAAGAGUACUACGGCCAAGAAGAACCCAACAAACAGUACCCUGACGGGUCGGGUCCUGAAGAACCGAGAUCGGAAGGCGACGUCCAAGCCCGAUGGGAAGUUCAAAUCCGCCGAAUUUGUACAUGAUUCCGACGAGGAUGACACGGACAUGGCCGAUGCUUCAGCCUCGGAGCAACCCGCACCAGAGAAACCCAAACCACAGCCCAAGGCUCCUGUCAAGCAGACGAAGCCGACCGUCACGCGUGAGCCGUUCCAUGUACCAACGCCGCGAGUCGACCCGCCCGAGCGUGCACCACCCAAAGCUGAAUCACCCUCCAAGACUGCCGCCAAGUCCCCCGCGACCAAACGCCUUCCAUCCUCGCGGCCGCCCGCCCAGAAGUCGCCUCAGAAGCCAUCGCCUCUGGGCUCAUCACCCCCGACCAACGCAUCGGACAUACAGAGCCGCAGCCGUUCUUCCAGCCAAAACAACUCCGCGUCCAGCUCGUCCUCCUCCCCUCUGAUUACGCAACUCUCUCGACCGAAGAAACCAAUUACGGAUACUACCGACCCGGCUAAACCCAGAACCAACGGCGUCAUCAGGCCGCCGUCCGCCGUCAACCCGCUAAAGCGAAAGGCGGAGUUGGAUCGCCCAUCGACCACGCCCGCGCAAGGUCGCACGACGGGAGACUUGGAGCACAAACGACGACGCGCGGUGAGCACCUCCAGUGGCAGCACCACGGGGAGUGCCUCACCCCCGCUCAGUCGGGAAAUCUUGCUCCAGCAGCUGCGGGAGAAAUCCCGGCGGUUCAAGCAACGCUACGCGAAGUACCGAGCCCUGCACGACGCCAUGGCUAGCCAUCCGGACCCCCCGCGCGCGGAAAUGGAUCGGCUUGAAAAGUUCCAUGCCCAACUCCAGCUGAUGAAGAAGGAAAUCUGGGAUGAGGAUCGAAGACUGCGACAUGAUUUGUGA
Messenger RNA from Aspergillus terreus NIH2624, 1821 nucleotides. RefSeq lists its product as uncharacterized. The record is from RefSeq and is a predicted model, not a curated record. The coding region runs from base 1 to 1821 and encodes 606 amino acids. NCBI's taxonomy places the organism in Eukaryota, Fungi, Ascomycota, Eurotiomycetes, Eurotiales, Aspergillaceae. The transcript has 3 exons.